Culex pipiens pallens (northern house mosquito) is the source of this 1536-nucleotide messenger RNA. RefSeq names its product probable cytochrome P450 6a14. Gene Ontology annotation, molecular function: monooxygenase activity; oxidoreductase activity, acting on paired donors, with incorporation or reduction of molecular oxygen; heme binding. The record is from RefSeq and is a predicted model, not a curated record. Bases 1 to 1521 code for a protein of 506 amino acids. The transcript is spliced from 2 exons. Lineage: Eukaryota; Metazoa; Arthropoda; Insecta; Diptera; Culicidae.
AUGGAGCUGGUUGUCCUGAUCUUUGGGUUCUUCAUCGGUCUAUCUGUGAUCGUGUACUGUUACCUUCGCCGCCAGCAGGGUCAUCUCCGUCGAGCAGGUCUUCCAGUGGCCUCAAAUCCACACCUGGUUUACGGCAACGUCAAAGGAAUCGCCCAGACGGAACAUGCCUGUAAGGUAGCUCAACGGUUGUAUCAGAAGUUCAGGGAACGUGGCCUUCCACUGGGUGGAUUCAUGAACUUUUUCAUCCCGUCGGUCCUGGUUACGGAUCCUGAGUUGGUCAAGUGCGUGCUGGUGCGAAACUUUGACGUCUUCCACGAUCGUGGGUUAUUUGUGGACACCGAGUCCGAUCCGAUCAGUGGAAGUCUGUUCAGCUUGGAGGGAAGUCAUUGGCGGGCUAUGCGGCAGAAGUUGAGUCCGGCGUUCACCUCCGGCAAGAUGAAGCACAUGUUCGGACUGAUGGUGGACGUGGCAGAGCAGAUGAGACGGUUUAUGGAUACGAACUGUCAUCGAGCUGAUCUGCUGGAGAUGAAGGACGCUCUGCAGCGAUACUCGAUCGAUGUGAUCGGGAAUGUGGCGUUUGGAAUCGAGUGUAACAGUAUGGAAAAUCCGGAUUCGGAAUUUCGUCAGAUGGGAACGAAGGCGUUCCAGUUUGAUACGGUCCAACGGCUCAAGUUCUUUUUUGGCGGGAAAUACAAGGCGUUGAUGAAAGGUUUAGGGUUGAAAGUGUUUCCCGGUGAUGUGUCUGGAUUUUUCAGAAAGUUAACCGCCAGUACGGUUGAGUAUAGGGAAAAGAGUGCUGUUCGAAGGAAUGAUUUCAUUAAUCUGAUGCUGGAAAUCAGAAAUAAGAAUGGUGAGGAAGGACUUACGAUGGAUGAGCUGAGCGCACAGUGUUUUAUAUUUUUUACUGCUGGUUUUGAGACUUCAUCUGCUACAAUGAACUUUUGCUUGUACGAGUUAGCAAUGAAUCCGAGUAUCCAAAACAGGUUGAGGCAAGAGAUCGAAGAAGUUACUGGAAAGGACAAUGAUGGCUUCACAUAUGAGAAGAUGCUCUCGAUGGACUAUCUGGAUAGAGUCGUUAAAGAAACUCUCCGAAAGUACCCCCCUGCGGAAAGUCUAUUCCGCAUAUCAGCAGCACCGUUCGUCGUUCCGGAUACCAAAUACGUCAUCCCAGCCAACACUUUCAUUCAGAUUCCUGUUUACGCACUGCAUCAUGAUCCACAGCAUUAUCCGCAACCUGAUCGCUUCGAUCCGGAUCGUUUCCUGGAGGAAGCAGUGCAGAAGCGCCAUCCGUACAGUUAUUUACCAUUCGGAGAAGGACCUCGAAACUGCGUCGGGAUGCGAUUCGGACUGAUGCAGGUCAAGGUGGGACUUGUGAUGCUGAUCAGAAACUUUAGCUUUGCGCCUAACGCACAUACUCCACUUAAAAUAGAAUUUGAUCCGGAGUUUGUAGUAUUGGCUCCUACCAAGGGUAUGUACUUUGACAUUGAGCCAGUCAUAAAUAAUAAAUUGGUUCAAGCAUAAUCUGUCUACGAAAGA